This is a messenger RNA of Vicia villosa (hairy vetch), 1884 nucleotides long. RefSeq lists its product as uncharacterized. Gene Ontology annotation, molecular function: catalytic activity. Bases 1 to 1884 code for a protein of 627 amino acids. The transcript is spliced from 2 exons. The record is from RefSeq and is a predicted model, not a curated record. NCBI's taxonomy places the organism in Eukaryota, Viridiplantae, Streptophyta, Magnoliopsida, Fabales, Fabaceae.
AUGGGAAGAGGACGAGGACGACCGAAGAAAUCGGUGUCAGCGUCACCACAAAUUCGCAGCGUUGAUGGUACUGUGCACACGGUGGAGACGAUUCAGAGCGAUGGUGAGGACGGUGAGAUUCUAUCUGGCUCUACCAGAGGGAAGAAGGUUGGUGAAGCUACUCCACAAGUGAAGCAAACUGAAACCCUAAUUCCGGAGACUGAGCAAGAAAAGAAAGAUACACAAAGGAAGCUGUGGGUUGAUGUUCUGAGCGAUAAUCGGAAUCAUGCGAAUGGAUUAACAAUGGAGUAUGUUGCACCUAAGGUUGUAGAUGGUGAAAUUGAAAUUGAAAUUGAGGAGAAAGAUAUUGAAUCAGAGCUACGCUACUGGGAUUCGGCGUUGAUUCUGUAUGCGCUUGGAGGAGAUAUCAGUAUGAACAUGCUUAAACACUUCAUGGAGCGUAUGUGGAACUUUGUUCAACUACCUGAAAUGGUGUAUCAAGAAGAAGGUUACUUCAUCUUGAAAUUCAGAUCACAUAGUGAUAAAGAUGAUGUGUUGAUGAAAGGUCCUUACACACUGCGAAAUAUGCCACUCCUAAUCAGGGAUUGGACACCAGGUUUCAGUUUAAAGGAGGAUAUGUUGCGAACACUGCCUAUUUGGGUGAAAUUACCUCAUCUUCCAUUGCAUCUAUGGGGAGUGAGGAGUCUAAAUAAGAUAGGAAGUGCUUUGGGGAACCCUUUGGUUACGAAUGAGUGCACUGCUAGCAAAGCUCGAGUGUCUUAUGCUCGGAUAUUGGUGGAAGUGGAUGUUACACAAGACCUGAAAGAAGUGGUUACUAUCAAAGAUGUCGAAGGUAAGAAGCUACAACAAAUGGUUGAGUGUGAGUGGAAGCCCCUCUUUUGUGAUAAAUGCCAAAAGUUUGGUCACAAAUGUAAAGAAAAAGCUGUAAGGAAAUGGAAACCAAAGCUCCCAGAACAAGAGAAAAAGACAGUACAAGAGCCUGAGACUCUCCCCACAAAGAGUGUGGUGACAACCCUUAUGCCUGAUCCAGAAGUCAAGAGGAAUGAAGAUAUUAGCAUUGAAGAUUUAGGGAAGGAGUGGGAGACUGUGUUAAAUGGUAGAGAUAGAGGCAAACAAAGCAUUCAGGAGCAUGUGGUUACAACUUGUUUGAAUGGUUUUGCUGCAUUAGGGGAUUGGAAUAAUCCCUUAGUGGGGAUUAAUAAAACUGGCAAGCUCAGAGAGGUUAGCUCCCGCCUCAAAGAGAUUCGACAAAGAAUCACUGUGCUGCUAGAAACUAGAGUUAAAGAGAACAAGGCAAAGGAUGUUAGACAACUACUACUCUCUGGAGGUAUGUUUGUUGAUAACUAUACUAAUCACUUUAAUGGUAGAAUCUGGAUAAGCUGGGAUGUUACUAAUGUUGAUAUUAGAGUUAGGCAUAGUACUAGCCAAUUAAUCCACUGUGCCUUAUAUGACAAUCAAGGGGUUUUCCUCUACUGGAUCACUACUGUUUAUGCUUCAAACAGUGCUAAUGACAUAUGUAGGCUUUGGAAAGACAUUGAGAAUAUUAAUAGGAAUCAACAAGGGCCUUGGGUGGUAGUUGGGGAUUUCAACAAUGCCACUAAACUUCAGGACAGAAUAGGGGGAAAAAGAGUUACUCAGGCUGAAAUAAAGGAUUUGAUUGAUAUGAUGAAUGUGACUGAAUUAAGUGAGAUGGAUAGCACUAGGCAGUACUUCACCUGGUCAAACAAUCAACUUGGUAAUACUAUAUAUUCCAGGAUAGAUAGAGUGAUUGCUAAUGCUGAUUGGUUUCAACUCCAUAUGGACACUACCCUGUAUGUUAUACACCAAGGAGUUUCAGACCAUGCUAUGCUUUGGAUCAAAGCACAGGGCAAUCUAAAUACUUGA